Molecule: messenger RNA, 5408 nt
Organism: Apis cerana (Asiatic honeybee)
Lineage: Eukaryota; Metazoa; Arthropoda; Insecta; Hymenoptera; Apidae
Product: histone acetyltransferase KAT6B
Source: RefSeq, a predicted model, not a curated record
AGCGUCGGCCAGAGGGCGGUGGAUCUCCAACAUGGCCGUCUAACCAGCCGACACACCGUUGCAACACUCCACCAAGUUGACCAGUCGUAUUUCGUGGAAACGAAGGAAUUCGCACGGGGAGCCCGACGACACCUCGAUCUCAGAGACGAGCAGGCAAAGAGAAAGCAGUCAAACUGGCGCCGUUCAAGUUUCCCUUCUCAAAAAUGUCAAAGUCGCGCAGCAGCGACAAGGAGGAGCGCGAAAAGGACAAGGAAAAAGAGUUGGAGGGUAAAAUGGAGAGGGAGAAGCGACACGGGAAGGGGACAGGGAGAGACAGCGAGACGGAGGAGGAGGAGGAGGAGGAGGAGAAUCCCGAGGACGAGGAGGAGAACGCGAGGGGGCAAAACGUUCAACUGCCAAUGAGUCAACUGCAGUUGAGCAGGGGAGAAACUCAAUCCAAUAUAAACUCACCGAUAUUGGGUUCGAACAGCGUGAUGGUGAGGAACGAACAAGCGAUACCGAGUUCGCCUCCUCCUUCUUACGAGCACGUUAUCGAACAGACACGAUUGGAGCAUGCAGCCGAGGUGCAGAGGUACGAGGGUGGAAACAACCCCGGGAAUGACGCGUCUGGCGAAGAUAAUAGAACAAAAGCUCCCAAGAUCCUUCACAAGUCGAGCAAAGAGUUGUACAGAGCGGUGGCGAAACAGUGGGGCAUCACUUGCAAGAUGAGCGACCACUGCAGAUGCUUGGACUGUCAGAGCUGCUAUUUCGACUGCGAAUACGACAAGAACGAGAAUCAGAAGACUGAUGGAGGGCUCGGCGCCGGCACGCCGAUGUUCAUUUCCGAGGUGAUGCACGGUUCCGGUUGCGUGCUGUUCUAAAACACCGGAAACGGGCCUCCACGGCGACACGGUCUUUGCCGUGCUUCCGCCGAGGGCACGUGAUUGCGCACAAACCAGCCUGACUGUUUUCCUGAUGGAUCGGCAAAAAUCGGCAUGAAUCAGCGGAAACCUCGUCGUUCUAUCACGAUGAAAACCAGUCAGCUGGGAUCUUUUUUUCGUAAUCGUAGGUGGAUCUUCGCGAAUUUUUCAUUUGGAUGUUGUUCUAUUAAUCCAAGAGAUGUCCAACGUUGGAAAAUUUGGAAGAUUUCGGAAAGAAUUGGUGGGAAUUGAAAAUUUCAAUUUGACUUAUCGACACAAUUGCUGUUAAUUAAUAUUACCAUUAAUUGAGUAAUUUCGAAAAUGUUGAUUUUCCAAGUGUAAUUCGCGAAGAAAUUGAUUCCGCCUUUGAUACUUGCACACCGUGAAAUAUUUUCUUUUUUUUGAAACGAUGGCGAAUCCUCGCGAGGAUCUCGCGUCGAGAGGAUAUUUUCGAUAAUGCGAAGCGAAACGCAAAGGUUUGAAGAAAGAAGUUACUCAAAAAAAAAAAAAAAUAUCAAAAUCGGAGAGAAGGUUAAAACUUUGUCAAUUGUAUUUUACUCGUUGCAUUUUCACUCGGUGGUAGACGAUUGGCAAACGUUCGACCAAUUUGUACAAUAGAGCGUUAGUGUUAACGUAUGUAAGCGACCUCGCUGUUGAGAUUGUUCGAAAUUUAUCCACGACCGAUCGAAGCGAUAUUGAAUUCCUCGGAAUAAGUUUAGAAAAAGGUCAGUAUCUGUGCUUGGCUCAUAUAGACGAUGUAAUAUCUAAUCUAAACCCCCAGAUCUUCGAGAUGGUACUCGAUUAGCUUGAUUGUCUGGACCAAUUUUUCAAUAACGAAAUUCGUUUCGAACGUUCGAAUACUUUGCUUUAAAAAAAAAUCUUUUUUUCUUUCUUUGGGUGGAUUCGUUUCGCGCCUGGGGAAGAAACGAGAGAAAUAAACGUAAGCGUAAAUGUUAGCCACGUUGUACCUAAACAAAGUGUAUAAAAUAAUCGAAAUAUUGUCUCGAAAUCCGAAUAAUAUUGUAAAUGAUCACUUUUUGCUUAGCGUUGAAUCGACUCGCCGCAAAUUAUCCUUCAACUCGAGGAAUGAAGAAGGAAUCCUAUAGAAUUUUCUUUAAGAUAAAAACAGAAAAAGAAAAAAAAAAGAAAAAUGAAAGUUUCUCGGUCUUUCAUAAGGUUAAACGCACACGUAUUUUUAACUAACUAACUUUUACUACUAUUUACAUCUCUGGACAACGAUACAACAGGCCUAUUGUUUGAUCAUUUCUUAUAUAUCAAUUGCAAUCGAUACUUUGAAAUGAUAGGAAAAUGGAAAACCAUUCAUACGACUUUUUUCUAUAAAUCUAUAUUGUCUCCUUUUUUAAAAUUAAAAUAUUUUAUCUUUUUAUCUUUCGACGUUAACAUUUUCUCUUUUAAAUAAAAAUUAAAAAGAUUUAUAAUCUAGUUUAUUUUUUCCUAACGAGGACAUCGCAAAAAAAAAGAAAAAUUACGAAAACCUGUUUUCACUUAUUUCCAUAUAUUAGAUAAGAUAUUCUAACUAAAGGAGGACAUCACAGUGAACUCACAGAAACGUAUAAAUAGAAUAGAGUUACAUAAUUCAUCGCUUACUUACUAUAUAACAAUUAUUAUCGACCGAUAACUUUAAAUAUUCUCUAAAUAAUCGAAGGAAAGUUUGUUACAUUGAUAUUAACUUUUCACGGAGAACACGUUUUUUUUAGGAUAACAUUUACUUACGUUAUGAACGAAUGUUAAAAACGAGUGAUAUUUCCAACCGCUUUCUUUCCAACGCGGUUCGAACAGAAAUCAUAGGUUAGGUUCCACGAUAGAGAAUUAGAAAGCAGAGGAGCGAUGAAUAUCUCAUUCCUCGAGAAGGAGAUCGAAAGCUGCGUCGAUAGAACGAUUCGAUUCUUCCGAAACGCGGAAUAGCUAUAUGUGUAAUUAUCGAUUGUAAUUUACACGGAUUUCCAUAGGAAAUCGAAACUCGAAACACAUGAAAGUAUUAUAGAUCGAGCGUCGAAUACGUGUAUUCAAUGGUGUCUCGUUUGCAUAUCUUUCAUUUCGUCACUAGUUUUAUUUCUUUCGAUAUUAUUAAUUCGUUGUUGAAAAAUAUAUCGUGUAUAUGAUUUUGUUAUAUAGACAAAAAGUAGUUGAUUUGAAAAGUCGUUUUUAUUUAUUUUCCUUUCUUUUUUUCUUUUUUCUUUUCCCACCGAGAUGGAUAAGGUAUCACUCAUUUGAAUUUGCCGCCAUUUUAAAUGUAUGCCACUUUAUCUUACAUUAUAUUACAUACAUAUAUAUACACCAAAUAUAACACGAGAAACAUUCUUUCGAUUAUUGAUAUACAAUUAUAUUAUCUUUAAAACGUUUUUUAUAAAGCUGUAUAAUUAAUGACAAUCAAAAUGGCGGGAUAUUCAAAAUCGAUCAUUCGUAUAUCCAUCCUAUAUCAAUUUAAUUUUCUCUACUUAUUAAUUCAAUUUGUUCCAUUAACGUAGCGAUUUAGCGAUUCAACGUCAUCGAUUCUUUGCGAAAAUUUGAAUUGUUAAAGGCAAGCCUUCAAAAUGAUCGCGCAAUACCCAUUAUAUUGUCUUUUUUUUCGAGAAUUCUAUCCGUAACCUUGUGCUCGUUGCAAACUCGUCGAGCGAUUCAGCAGCGAGAAAGUACUAUGAACGAGGUAAAAAUCUCGACGACACGAUCGUCCACGAUGUUGAUCGAGUCAAUCUGAAACAUAAUAUAGUACCUGCCUAUACACUUGUCUUUUCAAGAUACUGUUGUUCAAUGAUACGAGUUCUUUUGUACCUCGCGUAACGAAACGAAACAAUAUAUUUCACGUUGAAGAUAGAUCGAUCCCUCCCGCCAUUGCCAAAUCUCUGUUUUUUCUAUUUGUGAGAAACAUCUUUUUCUACUUACUUACUUACUUAGAAAAUAAUCGAUUAUACAUAAUCCUUUUAUCUGAUCGCGUGGAAACGUGUUAUUCGCCUAAACGAAAAAUCGCAUUCCAUAUCGAGAAAGAUGAUGAAAGGUGUUUGUUUUUUUUUUUUUUUGAUAAACAUGCAAGAAAUGCUGCAUUUUACGUAAUCAUACGAUAAUUUAAAAAUUUAUAAAUAAGAAGUGUAGAUUAUAGGUGUUUACCAGUGCUUACGUACGUAUAUUCGGAGAAGUUAAAUUAAAAAAAAAAAUAUGGAAAUUAUGCGGUUGGUUUGAAACAAUUUAAAAGAAUAAGAGAAAUGUUUUUAAACGAUAGGUUGGAUGAAAUUAAUCAUUCUCGAAUCUAUAAUUUCCCCCGGAUCUAUAAUAUUGAAACUUUUAAUAUCAAAGUUGCGCAACGAAAUGGAAACACGGUUUCUCGCGGUAACGCGAAUAACUUGUCGCACGAAUUACAUAAUUUUCACUACUCUGCAAACUCUGGAUCGUUUCCACUCAGCAACACCUGAUCAACGCUGCACACGAUUUUCAUUUACGAUUAAUCGAAAUUCCUCGUGAAGCUUGCGUAUUAUAUUAUAUGUGUGUGCGUGGAGAGGGGCGAAGUAGAGAAUCGAAAAAAAUUGAAGAAAAAAAAAAAUAUAUGUAUGUACAUAUAAGAAGAAAAAAAAAUAAAAAAACGAACAAAAAACUGAGAAAAAGAAUAAGAUAUGUGUGCAUAGUAUUUUUCUGGGCCACGAAUUUUUCAUUAAUGUCGUCGGACCCUUGUAUGACAAACAAAAAAAAUUAUGAUAACUGAUAUUAUAAUCUCUAUUCAAGAUAUAUAUAUAUGUAACAUUAUAAAGUAUAAUUGUAUAAUGAUUAUAACAUUUAUCGGAAUACUAAACAGUUGGAUAUUAAGAUUGGAUAUUUAAGCCGAAAGAGAGGAUAUUAUUAUUGCAGAGUAAAAAAGAUGUUGAUCCAAUUUGAAGAUGAAGUCGCAAAGGAAAUUCCAAAUAUCGUAUUUUCAAACUUGUGAAACAAAGUAGGUCUUAAUGUUUAAGAUAGUAUCACGUGGAUAAGAAAAGAGAUAACAAUGGUAACAAUGGAGUAGAAUAUAUCCUUAAAACAAGAAGCUGUUGUAAAACGUCAAUUCCCUCGCAGAAAGAUAUACUAUGUAACCCAGAUACUUCUAUAAUUAGCGUGUAAGUCGCAAUUUCGAAGGCAGACGCGUGUCCGUCUGCUUGGAAUUUUUAUAUUUCAAGAUAUUUACACAUCUGACAUCGCGUCGAAUUCCAUUUCGGCGCAAAGAGAAAAGAGGAAGAGAAAAGAUUUGUUUUAUUUGGAGGAUGGCGAGAAUUCGAAAGAAAGAAGCAUAAAACUAUAUACCAUCUUGUAGUCGUUGUAACGAGAGCACACUCGCUAAUCCCUAUUUGUGUCGUGCUCGAGCGUAUAUAUAUAUACAUAUACAUGUCGUUUAUCCCGCGUAUACAUUGUAUAGAGAGUAUAAAGUGAACGAUUAUGUCUGGUGAUGCAUCGUUCCAUAGAGAAUAUUGACUGUAAAACUCGAUGUAUUCUGGUAUGUUCGCACCAAUAAAAAGUGGCCUAAAGGAA